AUGCUUCGAAAGAGUGUUACUGACAGUUUUGGGACUGUAAUAUCAUCCUUGAACACAACUCACUUGACAGAUAAAGUGAUUAAGAGAAGCAAACGAAUGAUAUUGGACACUCUGGGUGUAGGAUUAUUGGGAACCAACACCCAAGUCUUUAAAACAAUUCUCCAAUACAGCAAGAGGUAUACAUCAUCAGAGAGAAGCUGUGUGUGGGGACAACCUGGAACAUUUCUUGCUCCUCAGUAUGCUGCAUUUGCCAAUGGAGUAGCAGUGCACUCCAUGGACUUUGAUGACACCUGGCAUCCAGCAACACAUCCUUCUGGUGCUGUGCUGCCUGCUCUCCUGGCUGUGGCAGAGACUUUGCCAGUAAAACCCUCAGGUCUAGACCUGCUGCUGGCCUUCAACGUGGGCAUCGAGGUGCAGGGACGGCUACUGAGGUUUUCCAAAGAAGCCCACAACAUUCCUAAAAGGUUUCACCCCCCUGCAGUUGUUGGGGUCAUGGGAAGUGCAGCUGCAACUGCAAAGCUCUUGGGUUUAUCUCCAGCCCAGUGUGUCACAGCCUUAGCUGUAGCUUCUUCAUCCGCCGGUGCUCCCCUGGCGAACGCAGCUACCCAAACAAAGCCGCUCCAUGUGGGCAAUGCCGCCAGGAGGGGUCUUGAGGCUUCACAGCUGGCCCUCCUGGGUUUGGAAGGGAACAAGCAGAUCUUGGAUCUGGAAUCAGGCUUUGGUGUGUUCUACCAGGAUUACAAACCAUGCGAAGUAGCAGAGCUGUCCCCCACUACCCCCUACAAGUGGUUGCUAGAAGAUCAGAAUGUUGCAUUCAAACGUUUCCCUGCCCACCUUGGCAUGCACUGGGUGGUGGAUGCAGCUCUCAAAGCGAGGGCAGACAUCCUGGCCAGAGAGCCAAAGGCAGACCUCAGUCAGAUUGGACGGGUCACACUGAGAGUGCCUUCAUCCAGGUACAUCGACUGUCCCCUCCCUAUCACAGAACACCAAGCCAGGCAUUCGUUCCAGUUCAGUUGCUGCACUGCAUUGCUGGAUGGGGAGGUCACUGUUAGCUCAUUCAGCAGUGGCUACAUGAACAGAAAAGAACUCAGAGAUCUUAUGCUAAAAGUCAAACUGGAAAAUCCCCCAGAUAAUCAUUCCAACUUUGACACGAUGUAUUGUGAAGUUACAGUGGAGACAGAACAGGGAGAGACAUACACUGCUCAGUGUAACACUUUUUAUGGUCACUGGAGGAAGCCUCUAAGUCAAGAGGAUCUGGUGAGGAAGUUCAAAGCAAAUGCAACCACAGUGCUCACCACAGAAGCUGUGAAUGAUAUUAUAUACACUAUAGAUCACCUAGACACAAUCCCUGAUUGUACGGUGCUUGGCUCAUAUCUUCAGUAA
Messenger RNA from Chanos chanos (milkfish), 1383 nucleotides. RefSeq names its product aconitate decarboxylase 1 (gene acod1). NCBI's taxonomy places the organism in Eukaryota, Metazoa, Chordata, Actinopteri, Gonorynchiformes, Chanidae. Gene Ontology annotation, biological process: defense response. Gene Ontology annotation, cellular component: mitochondrion. The record is from RefSeq and is a predicted model, not a curated record. Gene Ontology annotation, molecular function: aconitate decarboxylase activity.